This is a messenger RNA of Cygnus atratus (black swan), 2943 nucleotides long. RefSeq names its product Josephin domain containing 1 (gene JOSD1). Lineage: Eukaryota; Metazoa; Chordata; Aves; Anseriformes; Anatidae. Gene Ontology annotation, molecular function: cysteine-type deubiquitinase activity. Gene Ontology annotation, biological process: protein deubiquitination. Bases 561 to 1169 code for a protein of 202 amino acids. The transcript is spliced from 4 exons. The record is from RefSeq and is a predicted model, not a curated record.
GCGCGUGCGCAGUGGGGAGGGGAGGCUGGGGCCGAGCGGCGGCUUCGUCCCCCCCGUCCCGCUGCCGGCCCUAACGGCUCCAACGGCCCUAACGGCUCCUUCCUGAGGGGCGAUGCAGGGCCGCGGCUGAGCCGCCCCUGACGGCCCCCGCCGCCCCCCCGUCCCCCCUCGGCGCCCUCAGGAGCCUCCGCCCGCCCUGCCGCCGUGCUCCCCCUCCGGGGCCUGCUGCGGGCGGCCUGGCAGCGGCGCGGCGGGCGAUGGAAGAGAAGGAGCGGUGUGCCCAGCCGCCGCCGCCGCCCCGGGGCUGAGGGGUUCGCCUGUGAGGGGUUACACAGCAACGGGGCUGCUGGGCCUCGGGGGGCGGGAGGGGACGCGCCGCGUCUUAACGGGGUAUGGGCGGAGGGGGGGGGGGGUUCUGUGGGGUGUAAAGGCGGGGGUCGCGGGAUAAGGUGAAGCGGAAGGGGCCAGCCGCUGGAAUAAGGGGGCAGCGGGCUGCUGCCGGCGCUCCGGAGGAAGAGACUCGAGGCCCCUUCGUUCCUCGCCGCCCGCCCGGCGAGAAGAUGAGUUGCGUGCCAUGGAAAGGUGACAAGGCCAAGUCGGAAUCAGCGGAGCCGCCCCAGCCGCCGCCGCCGCAUAUUUACCACGAGAAGCAGCGCAGGGAGCUGUGUGCCCUCCAUGCCCUCAACAAUGUCUUCCAGGACAGCAACGCCUUCACUAGGGAAACCCUGCAGGAGAUUUUUCAGAGGCUGUCUCCCAACACCAUGGUGACGCCCCACAAGAAGAGCAUGCUGGGGAAUGGGAACUAUGAUGUGAACGUAAUCAUGGCAGCGCUUCAGACCAAAGGCUAUGAGGCAGUUUGGUGGGACAAGCGCAGGGAUGUUAAUGUCAUUGCCCUGUCCAACGUGAUGGGCUUCAUCAUGAACCUGCCCUCCAGCCUUUGCUGGGGUCCCUUGAAGCUCCCCCUCAAGCGACAGCACUGGAUCUGCGUCCGGGAGGUGGGAGGCACCUACUACAACCUCGACUCCAAACUCAAGGUGCCUGAGUGGAUUGGAGGUGAAAGCGAGCUCAGGAAAUUUUUGAAACAUCAGCUGAGAGGAAAGAACUGUGAACUCCUGCUGGUGGUGCCAGAGGAGGUGGAAGCACACCAGAGCUGGCGAGCUGACGUGUGACCCGGACCCACUCUGUCCUCCCACUACAGCUCUGCCCCUUUACGGAACUCCUGACGUCCUGAAACCUGGAUAAUGGGUGCCCCGACUCUUCUCUUCUGGAACUUCCUUUGCUAGGCUCUUUCCUUUCUUCCUUGGUGCAAUAGGGCAGUGGCUUAGGACACUGGGGGCGGUGGGUGGGGAAGAAUCGAGGGUAGAGUGGAGGAAACUGGAAGCGAAUCACUUUCAUUACAAAGGUGAACGAGCUGUGUGCCCUUCAGCUAACCAGAAGGCGUCGCGCUCUUUAAAAACUGGGCUUUGGGACCAGGGUGCAUGGAAGCCUCUGGCCUCCCUUUCCCCAAAUCGUCCAAGGCUGCGCGUGGUCAGUAACUCCCCGCAGAGCUUACUGGGGAGGAGCAGGGGCCAAGCACGCUGCUGCUCCUCCACACGUCUCCAAAACAAGUAGUUGUGAAGGCGUUCGCAAUUCGUAAGGGUCCUUCGGGGCGCUCUCAAACACUAGGAACGGUACGGUGCUCAGCACGACUCUCCGCUUUGUAGGGGUGGCUUUUGCCAAGAACUAGAGGGGGGGGAAAAAAAAGUGUCAUCUUCCAAGAACUUUGGGUAGCUAGAGGAUUCCUCCCCAGUAUCUCCAAGGAUUUCUGUCUGGGGCUGAGUGGUUGUUUGGCAACGUGGGGCUGGCGAAGGCGAUGUGGCAACAGCAAGCGCAGGCUCGUGGAGGAGUGUCAGGUUUCCGAACUUGAUCGAGGUUGUAGUCUGCCUGGGGUUUUGUACUGUCUUGGGUUUUAGUUUCUUCAACAUCUGAGGCUAUUUUGGUUUUCUGCAUGGCCACCCGGUAGUUUAGGGGCUGCUCGGGGAGGGGAAUAACACCGAAGGGGUUUUUAGAGGAAUUCAUUCCCUCUUGCUUUCCUCUUUCCACAAGUCUAGCCCGCGGUCACAAAUGUCACGCAGAAUGUCCCAGAAGGAGCUUUUCUACCAGUGAGUUUAAAGUUACGAAGGAAAAAAAAAAAUCAUCCUAAGGCGUGAAGGCUUUAUGAUAGCCAGGUUUUGCCUUUUUAUAGUUACUUGCAGCUGACGUGGGAGGUGCAGAGCGUCCACCAGAACCUUCAGACCUGGGCCUGGUGGCUGAACCAACUUCUCUUUUAGUGCUGGCUGCCAAACAUUCCACUAAUGGGCAAAUCGCUUCUUCCUCCCCUCCCUUCCGCGGGGGAAAACGUGACUGGCCACGGAGACUCCGAGAGGGAUCUUGAUGGGUUGUUUUCUGUCCGCUGGGCACGCUGUCGUUCGGUCAUUCCGUCCACGGCAGCAGCAGCAGGAGGAAGCACUGGAUUUCGAGCAGAGCUCGCUGCGUUUAGCAGUUCCUGGCCGGGCUGCCGUUUGCUUCCCUCCUUUCCACGUGAGCUCUGGGUUAAACCUCUGGGGAGGGAAGGGGCUCCAGCGGCUCUGCUCAGGGGGUAGCAAAGCCUCGGGAGGGCUGCGGGCGUUUCACCUGUUCUCAGUUCCUUGUCUCUUGAGAGCUCUGCCAAGCGCGAGCAGGUGUUCGGAGCCGAACGGGACCGCUGCACCACGCCUCGCUGCUCCCGGGGGCGGAGGCCGUGUGACGACAGGACCACGGCGGUGUUCGCUGCCCCGCGGGCGUCUCGCAAGCGCCGUCCCGCAGCGUGCUGGGCGCAGCCUCCUGAAGUCGAGGGCGGGCGGCUCUUGUGUUUUAAGCACCCAACAUUUCUAUAAAAAGUCCUGUUUCGUAACACAUUCCAGUGACCAAUACCAGCCGGCAGAA